AAUUGUCGUAGCCUGUUCUGUUCAUAUACAUGUCAAUUGUUUGACAAUUUGUCACAGUGACCCCGCCUGUGUUGCCGGUUGAGGCUUGUGACAGAUAUUAAUAACUUGGUUUCCCUCUCCAAAAUUGACAUCUUUUCCUUGUGGGAGUGAAUACCUGAGCAUCGCUUCUGUAACUCCGUCUUCUUCUUCGUUAGAUUCUCUUGUAAUAAACUCACUUUACGCAUUUUUUCACACCCUUUACCUCGUUUUCCUCGCUACGCCUAUAUAAACCAGAUAAUGGCUGCUGAAGUAUAUCACCAGGCUAUUGGCACUUUGCAGUCCCAUUCUUAUCUUAAUAACUUUAAUCAUCACCAAAAGCUUAGGAACAAUUUAGUAAGAUUGGUGACAAAGGAUUUUAUUGGUAGUAACGACUUGUCGAGGAGUGGAAGUAACCACACUGGCCUGAGGAAUUGUAGUUUAAUUAGAUCUUCAGCUUCACAAACAUCAGUGGUUGAUCCAGUGUCGUCCCCUUCAAGAAGCAACGCAGGCGACACUCAAAAGAAAUCAAAUGAAGCAGCUUUGAUCCUUAUCCGGCAUGGAGAGUCGUUAUGGAAUGAAAAGAACCUAUUCACAGGUUGUGUUGAUGUCCCACUAAGCAAGAAGGGUAUAGAUGAGGCAAUUGAAGCUGGAAAAAGAAUCAGCAGCAUUCCUGUUGAUGUCAUAUUUACAUCUGCUUUGAUUCGUGCACAAAUGACUGCCAUGCUUGCUAUGACACAGCACCGUCGUAGGAAGGUGCCUAUCAUUAUGCACAAUGAGAGUGAACAAGCAAGGGCAUGGAGUCAAGUUUAUAGUGAAGAUACAAAAAAGCAGUCCAUUCCAGUCAUAGCAUCUUGGCAAUUAAAUGAAAGAAUGUAUGGGGAACUACAGGGUCUCAAUAAGCAAGAAACAGCAGACAGAUAUGGGAAAGAACAAGUCCAUGAGUGGCGCCGAAGUUACGACAUACCUCCUCCAAAUGGUGAAAGUUUGGAAAUGUGUGCUCAAAGAGCGGUUGCCUAUUUCAGAGACCAAAUUGAGCCUCAACUUUUAUCUGGAAAGAAUGUUAUGAUUGCAGCCCAUGGGAAUUCAUUGAGAUCCAUUAUCAUGUAUCUCGACAAAUUAACUUCUCAAGAGGUCAUUAGUUUAGAACUGUCAACUGGAAUUCCAUUGCUUUACAUUUUCAAAGAGGGGAGAUUCAUUAGGAGAGGGAGUCCUGUAGGACCGACUGAAGCUGGAGUUUAUGCCUAUACUAGGCGUUUGGCUCUUUACAAGCAGAAGUUGGAUGAGAUGUUCCAGUAAUAUGUUUUUUUUAGGAAAUAUAUUCACUGUUAAUCAAGCGUCACAGUUGAAUAACAAACAAAGGGGGGAGAUGUUCUUAGUGUUACCCUUAGGUACCAUGAAUAUUUGAACUUGUCCUAAAGCUAGGUUGUUUUGCAUGUUUUAGUACAGUUUUGAACCAGUACGUUGGGAGACUAGCUCCCAUUUUUAGGUAUAUUUAUCUCAUGUGGUGAUCGAGAGAUUGUUACCAUAAACCCGUUGUUGAUGGAUCUUAUAAAUGUGGAAAUCCUGUAAUACUUUCAGUUCAGGUCAAUUAUUAUAAUUGUAAAUGAGUCCUAGUGUGAAUUUUACUGGAUAUUGUAGAAAGUUACUACUUAUCCUCGAGUACU
This is a messenger RNA of Gastrolobium bilobum, 1682 nucleotides long. RefSeq names its product 2,3-bisphosphoglycerate-dependent phosphoglycerate mutase 1-like. The transcript has 9 exons. NCBI's taxonomy places the organism in Eukaryota, Viridiplantae, Streptophyta, Magnoliopsida, Fabales, Fabaceae. Gene Ontology annotation, molecular function: intramolecular phosphotransferase activity. Gene Ontology annotation, biological process: glycolytic process. The record is from RefSeq and is a predicted model, not a curated record. The coding region runs from base 277 to 1314 and encodes 345 amino acids.